Molecule: messenger RNA, 1893 nt
Organism: Fragaria vesca subsp. vesca
Lineage: Eukaryota; Viridiplantae; Streptophyta; Magnoliopsida; Rosales; Rosaceae
Product: methylthioribose kinase-like
Exons: 6
Coding region: 309-1562 (417 amino acids)
Molecular function (GO): S-methyl-5-thioribose kinase activity
Source: RefSeq, a predicted model, not a curated record
AUCCAACCAAAAGUUGAAGAAUCAGGUGCAUCCAAUUUGUUUUUCCUAAAAUUGAAGAAUCAGGUGCCGUUCAUGCCGCGGUGCGAGUUCAGGACUUCAAGGAACACAGUCUCUAUCUCACUUUGUCCAACUACAAAACCAGACCAGGUUCAUUGCACCAAUCCAAGUAUCCAACAAAGUCUUAAUUUAUCCAUUUCUUUCAACCUCUUCUUCACACUCUUUCAUCGAAUAAAAACCUCUUCACUCUGUUUAUUCUUAAACCCCCCAACUCCAACGUUAAUCAUCAUCAUCAUCUUCAAGUCUUUAACAUGGCCUUCUCCGAGUUCAAGCCACUAGACGACAAGUCGCUCGUAGAGUACAUAAAGGCCACACCCUCCCUCUCUUCCAAGCUCAAGGACCACCUGGACAACUUGACCAUCAAGGAAGUCGGCGACGGCAAUCUCAAUUUCGUCUUCAUCGUCGUUGGCUCUCAUGGCUCUUUCGUCAUCAAACAGGCUCUUCCAUAUAUACGUUGUAUAGGUGAGUCAUGGCCGAUGACGAAGGAAAGAGCUUAUUUUGAGGCAUUGGCACUGAGAGAGCAUGGUCGUUUGAGUCCUGAUCAUGUUCCUGCAGUUUAUCAUUUUGAUCGGACCAUGUCUUUGAUUGGCAUGCACUAUUUGGAACCUCCGCAUAUUAUACUGAGAAAGGGAUUGAUUGCUGGAAUUGAGUACCCUUUGUUAGCUGACCACAUGUCAGACUAUAUGGCAAGGACUCUGUUCUACACUUCGCUCCUUUAUCAUAAUACUACUGACCACAAGAAAGCUGUUGCGGAAUUUUGUGGAAACGUGGAGCUAUGUAGGCUCACUGAGCAAGUUGUUUUCUCUGACCCUUACAAAGUAUCUGAAUAUAACCGCUGGACUACUCCUUAUCUUGAUUCUGAUGCUGAGGCUGUGCGAGAGGACAAUGCUUUGAAGCUUGAAGUUGCUGAAUUGAAAUCUAUGUUCUGUGAGAGAGCCCAAGCCCUCAUACAUGGAGAUCUUCACACUGGUUCUGUGAUGGUGACUCCUGAUUCAACUCAAGUUAUAGAUCCGGAAUUUGCAUUUUAUGGACCAAUAGGUUUUGACAUUGGGGCUUUUCUGGGAAACUUGAUGUUGGCUUUCUUUGCACAAGAUGGGCAUGCUGAUGAACAAAAUGAUCGAAAAGCAUACAAGGCUUGGAUUUUGAGGAUAAUUCAAAACACAUGGAACCUUUUCCACAGAAAGUUCAUUGCACUAUGGGAGGCAAACAAAGAUACUGGUGAUGCGUAUCUUCCUGCAAUCUAUAACACCUCUGAGCUUCAACAGCUUGUACAAGACAAAUUUAUUAAAGAUUUGCUUCAUGACACCCUUGGAUUUGGUGCUGCGAAAAUGAUAAGGAGAAUUGUUGGUGUGGCACAUGUUGAAGAUUUUGAAUCAAUCACUGAUGCUAGCAAGAGAGCGGGUUGUGAGCGGCGGGCUCUUGAGUUUGCAAAGCUGAUUCUCAAGGAGAGGAGAAAAUUUCAAAACAUUGGGGAAGUUGUUUCAGCCAUUCAACAAAUCCAGUAACGACUAAUGAGAGGUAGUGGCUGAAUUAGAGUACUGUCUCACCAAAGUUACAGUUGGAUGCGGAAGGAAAAUUGCGGUUUAGAUUUUUGGAUCGGAGGGACAGCGGCUGAUCUCACGGCUUGAGAGAUAUAUGUUUGGAUAAUAAAAACACAACUCAUAUGUGCAAUAUAUAUUCACUUAGAUGUGGUCUGUGAAUGCUUAUCGUUAUCACCCUCAUCUCCCGUGUCCUGAGCCAUGAGUUUACAGUUUGAGAGUGUUCUCUGGAGAAAGGGGUUGAACCAUAUUGUUGAAAUUUUUGGCCUGUUAAUCCAAAAUGAUUAGUGCUUUCUUA